UUUUAAACAUGCAGCUGGAUAUUUUUCAACUUGAGUUGAAUAUACAGAAUGGGAUACACGUCGUACAAUUUGACGCUUGUGUUACUGCAAAUUAAACAUAAUCUCAUUGUCAACAUGGACGUUUACAGUUUUCAACUUUCCGACCGACCCUGAACAACAAUGGUCACGUGAUUGAAAACGGAAGUAGCUCUUACUUGACCUCAACAUGUCAGACGCUUCUGUUUGAAUGUGAGAAUAUUUUUGUGUGUAUCUUGAAAUGAGAGCCCCCCUUUAGUGAUUUUAGAAGAAGCAAUUUCAGUACUGGUAUAAUGGAUGCCAAUCUAUUGUACUGGAAGAACCAUGGAGAGUCUGUAUUUAGUCGCUUAAAGAUCUGGGUAAAUCUUCUGGAUCCAUCCUUUCUGCUCACAUCAAACGCAGAAAUACAAGAAACCUGCACCCAACUCAGAAAUGCAGAAAAAUUCAACCAAAAGGAUGAACAUGCAUGGAACAUCUCCCUUUCAUCCAUCCAUGCUGAUUCUGGUUCUGUGCUUCCACUAGUUUUCCGCUCUCCAGCAUUUUUGCCAUUUACAGCUCCUUUGGUGGUUGCCAGCUUUUUGCCACAUAAAAAUAUCAAACCAACUUUGUUCUGGCAGUUUUUGCUACAAAGUUACACUGCCGGUUUCAACUAUGCAAACAGAAAUUGCUCCUCAGAGAAGGGUCAGACGCCGUCUCCAAAACAGCUCCUCUUGAUAGCAGGCACAGUCUCGUAUGCAACAUGCGCGGGGGCCCUUCCUCAAAUUAUUGUGAACCGACUAGCUAUCAGAAGUCUAUUCAUCCAAAAUUUCUUUAGGUUCUUCGCAACAAUCCCGCUCUCAGCUGCUCUCGCUUUCUUCAACGUGUUUACUGUCAGAGGGGAGGAAUGUCAAAAUGGUAUCCAAGUGUUCGAUUCCAAUGGGAAUUCUGUCGGCCUAUCUAAGGCAGCGGCUGAAAAGGCUGUGAUGGAAACUGCAUUGUCAAGAGCAGUACUGUUUGGCACAACUGCUGCUGUUCCUAAUCUCCUGGUUUCAGUCUUACAGAGAACAAGAAUUUUCCAGAAGAAUGCGCUGCUGGUCGCUCCUAUCCGUCACAUCAGUGUAGCAUUUGUCCUCGGCCUGAUGAUCCCACUUUCAUUCAGUCUCUACCCCCAAUUGGGGAUGAUAAGGAAAGAAAAUGUUGAUGAAGACCUACAGGCCAAGGUGGCUGAAGAACAGUUAUUCUACCACCGAGGACUUUGAGCAAGUUUAAUACAACUGAACCUAGUAGGGGGGGG
Hippocampus comes (tiger tail seahorse) is the source of this 1288-nucleotide messenger RNA. RefSeq names its product sideroflexin 4 (gene sfxn4). The coding region runs from base 309 to 1253 and encodes 314 amino acids. Gene Ontology annotation, cellular component: mitochondrial inner membrane. The record is from RefSeq and is a predicted model, not a curated record. Gene Ontology annotation, molecular function: monoatomic ion transmembrane transporter activity. The transcript is spliced from 14 exons. Lineage: Eukaryota; Metazoa; Chordata; Actinopteri; Syngnathiformes; Syngnathidae. Gene Ontology annotation, biological process: mitochondrial transmembrane transport; monoatomic ion transport.